Eublepharis macularius is the source of this 1980-nucleotide messenger RNA. RefSeq names its product E3 ubiquitin-protein ligase TRIM7-like. Bases 46 to 831 code for a protein of 261 amino acids. Lineage: Eukaryota; Metazoa; Chordata; Lepidosauria; Squamata; Eublepharidae. The record is from RefSeq and is a predicted model, not a curated record. The transcript is spliced from 5 exons. Gene Ontology annotation, molecular function: protein binding.
GCCCUGGUUCAAUGUAACGUAGUAAAACAACACCAAAGAAGAAGAAUGGAGGACGAAGAGGGAUAUAUGGCCAUCGACCUAUCAAGAAGAGAGAGCUACAUGCGACCCACCCCUGAAAAGACGCACGAUACCUCUUCCAAAGUCCAGUGCUGGAAAAUCACGCUAGGGACUUUUCUAACAGGGAGCAUUGCUCUGAACAUAACCGUAAUUGCUAUUCUUAUAGUUUUUCAGGUGAGAGGCAUGCAAGAUGGUUCUUGUCAAGGAAACCUUUCCAAUUCAUGUGAUUGGGACUCAGGCACUACAAAAGCCUAUGUGACACUGAAUCCAGCCACUGCUCACCCCCGACUCGUCCUGUCCACGGAUCAGAAAACUGUCAGCUGGGGAGAGGAAGAAAAGAUCCUUCCCAACAACACAGAGAGAUUUGAUCGGCGUGUUUGGGUGUUGGGCAACCAGGGAUUCGACUCUGGGCAACACUGCUGGGAAGUUGAAGUGAAGGGGAAUGGCGAAUGGGCUGUGGGGGUUGCCAAGGGGUCUCUGAAGAGAAAAGGUUUACCAGAAUUUAGCACUACAGAGGGGAUCUGGGCCAUUGGGGAGUACUGGGGACUUGGCAACUAUUUAGCUUUCACUUCUCCUCAGCAUACAAAACUAUCCUUUGAUAAGAAGCCCCGCAGAAUCCGUGUCUCUCUAGACUUUGCCAAUAAACAAGUGGAAUUUUUCAAUGUUGAAACCAAGAAGUCAAUCUACAUUUUCUCUUCAGUCUCGUUUCCUGGAGAAAAGAUUUACCCCUGGUUCCGUGUGUGGGAAGGAACGCAACUCAUGCUGCAUCCAUGAGACGCUGAAAUCAAUCCCAAAGAAGCUCUUGUAGAACUUCCUAAGCUGUGUGAUCUUGGAGGACUCUUUUGUUAUUUCUUCUUGAAGAGGUGGUAAUGCCAACACCACAUCAACCAUAGAGGCUUACAAUCUGGUUCUGGUUCUGUGACUGAAGGGGCCUCUUCUUGCAAUAGGAGUAGGGGGAUUUAUGCAACUUUCAGUGAAAUCCUAAGCAGAGUUACUCCAGUCUAAGACCACUGAUUUCAGUUACUCUGUUUGGGAUUUCACUGUUAUACUGUUUUGGAACUAUGCAGUGGGGAGUGUUAAGAUUGUGGUCCUGUGUCAAGUGUUUGGAAUGGUACAAGAUAAAUGUUAACUGUUGGAAAACCUUAACUACCACUACUUGAUUUCUUUCAAACAUUCUUAUCUCAUCUUCUCUGAAAAUCUUCAGGUAAUACAAGUAUCCUCCAUGUCGCCUCCUCCCAACCACCUUGCGAGGUAGGUUAGGGGAGGAGAGAUCUGAACAUGGGUUUCCUAAGUCCUGUUGUCCAUGAUACCACACUGGCCCUUAUCCAUCCUAUCAAAGUGGAAAAGUUACAAUGGUUGAGGAACACAUGGGUCGAUGGUUGUGGAUUUUCCGGGCUGUAUAGCUGAGGAACACAUGGGUCGUUUCCUUCUUUGGAGGGUCUUGAUCUACCCUGACCUGCAUGUCCACUGCUUUCCUUGGUGAGAGCCUAUCCCUGUACAGAGACAGCUAAUGUGUGCAUGAACAAUGCAUAUGUGGGGGGCGGAGACUGUGGCCCCAUUCAGUGCUACUAUGGGUCUGAUAAUGUUCAGAUAGAAGAUGGGGCUCCUAGGCCCACUCCUCCUCAUUGCUUGUAUAUAGAUAUCAUAUGCACAUACAGGCACACACACACACAGCAAUGGCACUCAGCCUGUAAUAUUAAAGUUUUCUCUUGAUUAGGGUUUUCUUUGAAUUGCAGGAUCUAAGGCAGGGGCAAGAACCAGGGGUCAUUUUGUAGAAAAAGAGCUGGAGGAACUAAUUAGCAUAACUCAUUAUCUAACCAUUAGCAUAUGCCACACCCCUUGACAUCACCUGAAACGUGUCAUUAGCAUAACUGAUUUGCAUAUGCCACACCCCCUGACAUCACCUAUCCUGGCUGUUUUGGA